This is a messenger RNA of Lactuca virosa, 1677 nucleotides long. The record is from the annotation of a GenBank genome assembly. Lineage: Eukaryota; Viridiplantae; Streptophyta; Magnoliopsida; Asterales; Asteraceae.
AUGGCGACCUCAAAACUGAAGCUUUUCAUGAUGAAUUCGUGUUCAUCAAGGUCAAUAACAGGCUUAAAUGCAAUUCAACUUCGUGAUUCUUUAUUCAGUUCAUUUUGUACCUUGAUUGAAUCCCCAAAAACUGAUGAUCCAUUAGAGGUGACUGAAUCUCCUGAACUUCCAAAUUGGGUUAGAAUUUCGGAAAACAAUAAUACCAAGAUCACGAAAACCCCUGAGGACGAUUUUGUCCUCCCUUCAUUAUCUUCAUGGAUGGAAAAUUACAAACGAAGUGAAUCCAAAGAACAGGAUAAAAUCACAGUAAGUAAUGACACCGAGAGUGAUGUAAAAAAAAUAACUAAACUUCUGGUGAAGCCCUUUGAAUCACUUGAUUCUGUCAUACAAGUUUUGAACAACUCUGGUGUUACACCAUCAGAAUAUUUAGUUUCUCAAAUCUUGAAAAGAUUUGAUAAUAACUGGAAAUCAGCUUAUGGUGUUUUCAUUUGGGCUGAAUCCCAAAUGGGUUCCAAGUUUUCACCCGAUAUGUAUAACUUAUUGGUACACUCUUUGGGAAAAUCAAGAAAGUUUGAUCUCAUGUGGGAAGUAGUGGAAAAAAUGGUUCAUCUUAGUUAUGUUACAGUCAACACCAUGGCAGAAGUCAUAAGAAGACUUGGAAAAGCCGGAUCCCAUGAAGAAUCCAUUAAUACAUUCAGAAGAAUUGAACAAUUCGGGGUUAAAAAAGAUAUUUCAACAUUGAACAUGUUGAUCGAUUCAUUAGCAAAAGAGAAGAAUGUGGAACGUGCAAAUGAUAUAUAUCAAGAAUUCAAGAACGAAAUCCCUCCAAAUUCGCAUACUUUUAAUUCAUUAAUACACGGGUGGUCUAAAGCUAGGAACUUUGAAAAAGCUCAAACCACCAUGGAAGAAAUGAAGGAACAUGGGAUUUGUCCCGAUGUUGUCUCCUAUACGUCUUUAAUAGAAGCUUACUCUCGUGAAAAGGAUUUCAAGAAAGUUGAUGAAAUUCUUGAAGAAAUGCAAGAAAAAGGGUGCCCUCCAAAUGUCAUCACAUACACGAUUGUCAUGCAUGCCCUUGGUAAAUCAAAAGAAAUCGAAAAAGCGUUGAACAUUUACGAAAAAAUAAAGUCAAAUUGCAUCCUCGAUACAUCUUUUUACAAUUCGUUAAUCAGCAUUCUAUCAAAAUCUGGGAGAUUGUUGGACGCUCGCCAAGUGUUCGAUGAAAUGCCUAGUCAAGGAGCUACACACGACACGCAAUCCUACAACACCAUGAUCACUAGCUUUUGUGGAAACACACAAGAAGAGGAUGCACUUAAGAUGCUACACGAAAUGGAAAUGAAUAAUGUGAAGAUGGACUUUGACACAUACGCUCCAUUGUUGAAGAUGUGUUGUAAGUUGAAGAGAAUGAAGGUGAUUUCUUUUUUGUUGAAUCAUAUGUUGGAGAAUAAUGUGAGUGUGGGAAUUGGGACUUAUAGUCUUUUGGUUCGUGGGUUGUGUAAGAGUGGGAAAGUUAAACAUGCGUGUUUGUUUUUGGAGGAUGCGGUUAUGAAAGGGUUUGAGGUUUAUGAUACGAUGUUUAAGGUUUUGGAGAUGGAGCUUGAGAAACAGGGGAUGAGUGAAGAGAAAAAGAGGAUUCAAGAAUUGAAACACUUCCGGCUUGGUUUAGAGGCAAUCAUAUAA